Messenger RNA from Pyrus x bretschneideri (Chinese white pear), 771 nucleotides. RefSeq lists its product as uncharacterized. NCBI's taxonomy places the organism in Eukaryota, Viridiplantae, Streptophyta, Magnoliopsida, Rosales, Rosaceae. The coding region runs from base 1 to 771 and encodes 256 amino acids. Gene Ontology annotation, biological process: root development; shoot system development. The transcript is spliced from 2 exons. The record is from RefSeq and is a predicted model, not a curated record.
AUGGCUGCCAAGUACGAAGUCAGAUCAAUCAGCCUGCCCUCAAGAUCACACCCAACCACUAUUAGAGUUGAAGAAGAGCUGAGUAGGCGCCAAACAUCUUCAGCUUCUGCUUCAAUAUGCAAAGUUCUAUGUGGACUAGAGGAGUUGCUCUUGGACAUAUGUGGCAUCACAAGGGACGCCAUGUCACAAAUCAAGGAACAUGUUAGAGACCUUCAAUCUGCUCUUAGGAGGAGAAAGGGAGACUCGAACAUAGAAAGCAGCAUUGCAAGUUACAAUUGCUUCAGAAAGAAGAUGAAGAAGGAUACUAAGAAAUUGAUCACAUCAUUGAAAAAAGUAAACAACAAAGCAUCACAACGUAUGGUGCAUGAUCAGCGUGCUCCUGCGGUGGUUCGAGUUCUUAGAGAAGUUUUUGGUAAGAAUGUGUCUAUCUUUCAAUCCCUAUUGGUCUUCUUCGCAGUUCCAGUUUCAAGGCCGAUAUCAAACAAGAGGUCUCUGGUAUCAAAGUUCAUGCACAAGGGAGUGAUAACAUGUGAAGAUCAGAAGGAGGACAUUCAUGGCCAUGAGUUGGAUGGUGUUGAUGCUGCUCUCUACUCUCUAUGCAAAUCUUCAUCAGCUCCUACGGAAGGUACUAAUGUUGAGAAGAUUCAAAAUGCACAUAAACAAUUGGAGGCUUUGGAAGUCACCGUUGAAGGCCUUGAGAAGGGUUUGGAGAGCGUUCUUAGGCGCUUGAUUAAAACAAGAGCUUCUCUUUUGAACAUAAUCUCACAAUGA